Molecule: messenger RNA, 1119 nt
Organism: Rangifer tarandus platyrhynchus (Svalbard reindeer)
Lineage: Eukaryota; Metazoa; Chordata; Mammalia; Artiodactyla; Cervidae
Source: the annotation of a GenBank genome assembly
AUGGACACCUUGGGAAAGACAAUCACAUGCCUGGCAGCCAUUGCCUGGAAAAAGAACUCUCUUUCACUUGAGAAAGUGGAGGUUGAGCCACCAAAGGCUGGGGAAGUUCGUAUUAAGAUGAUAUCUACAGGGAUCUGUGGUUCUGAUGAUCAUACUAUAAAAGGAAUAAUCCUAGUGAAGUAUCCCUUCAUCCCAGGCCAUGAAGGAGCUGGAAUUGUGGAGAGUAUUGGCGAAGGAGUGAGCUCAGUGAAACCAGGAGAUAAAGUCCUCACACUUGCUGUUCCACAGUGUAGAGAAUGCAGUGCCUGCUUGCAUCCCAAGGGAAACUUCUGUGAGAAGCAAGAGUUAGGAGAAACCCACCUGAUGUCUGAUGGUACCAGUAGGUUUACCUGCAAGGGGAAACCAGUAUACCACUUUGGGAAUACAAGCACUUUCUCUGAAUACACUGUAAUGAAUGAAAUCUCAGUCACCAAGAUUGAUGCAGCUGCACCCCUGGAGAAAGUAUUCCUAGUUAGCUGUGGUUUUUCUACUGGGUAUGGUGGUGCAAUCAAUACUGCCAAGGUGACCCCAGGCUCCACCUGUGCCGUGUUUGGCCUGGGAGGAGUUGGCCUGUCUGUUAUCAUGGGCUGCAAAGCAGCUGGAGCAGCCAGGAUCAUUGCAGUGGACGUCAAUAAAGACAAAUUUGAGAAGGCAAAGGAAGUCGGUGCCACUGAGUGCAUAAACCCACAGGACUAUGAGAAACCCAUCCAAGAAGUUUUGUUUGACCUGACAGGUGAUGGUGUGGACUUUAGCUUUGAGGUCAUUGGAAAUCCAGAAACUGUGGCAGCUGCCCUGGCAUCCUGCCAUGAGAGCCACGGGGUCUGCGUGAUUAUCGGGUUGGUCGUUGGUGUCCAACUCAACAUCAGUGGCCACUUGUUCUUCUCAGGACGUACUUUAAAGGGAUCUGUUUAUGGAGGCUGGAAAGGCAGAGAUGGUGCCUCUAAACUGGUUUCUGAUUAUAUGGCAAAGAAGAUUAACCUAGAUGCACUAAUUACCCAUACUCUGAAUUUUGACAAAAUCAAUGAAGCAGUUGAAUUAAUGAAAACUGGAAAAUGUGUCCGCUGUGUCCUGUUACUUUAA